Molecule: messenger RNA, 1797 nt
Organism: Dendrobium catenatum
Lineage: Eukaryota; Viridiplantae; Streptophyta; Magnoliopsida; Asparagales; Orchidaceae
Product: methyltransferase-like protein 25
Exons: 3
Coding region: 1054-1611 (185 amino acids)
Source: RefSeq, a predicted model, not a curated record
UGCUUCAGGAAAAAGAGUUUAAUUGCCCAUCACUAGAGCCCUUACCCAUCUAGUUUUCUUGCGAAAAGUUAGAGCAACCAUUUCCCAACCCCAAUUGAAUAAAUUUCUUUUGUGAUUAUUUAACCCCACAAACGCUUCCAAAUAAGAGAGUUACCCUUUUUAUAUUAACAAGCUAAGGGAUGUCUUUUUAAAAAAAUCUUAAGAGUGCAUAAAAUUAUCCCACAUGGUAUCAUCUCUUCUAAAGGCCCACUUAAGUUUAAAUGAAAAUUUUUUAGUGAUAUUAUUAAUCUGAUAUUCUGAUUAAAACCUAAACACGUUCUAUUUAAUUCCUCACAACAAUUAAUCCAAGAAGCCCAGCGAAUCUUUUUACCAUGAGAAGAAGAACCCCAAAGGAACUUAUUAAGAGAUCUUUCAACAAACUUUCAGCUUGGGAAUUUCAAACUGGCUUUUUUUGUAGAUUUACUUUGAUUAGAAGUGUUCUUUCUUGUAUAGCAAUUUCUUAUUGCAGACUCUCAAUCAACUCAUUAAAUAAUGAAGAUCUCCUUGUACCUUAAAAAAGAGGAACAUCCUAGUAUUUUAUAGGAAGAGAUUGAAAGGAAAAGCCCAUGAUCGUUUCAAUGACACUAAUUUGCCUAUUGGGCAUGUGUUUAAAAACAAGAAAAUAACUUUUAUCAAUAGUAAGACCAAUUUUUUUCUCAAAAGGAGGACGCAUAUUUUCUAAAUGACAUUUGUAAGCUUUAUUGUUUGAUGUUAGGUAUCAUUUUAAUUCUCCUCAUGGAAUUUUUAUUUUAUUGCACUUCUUUUACCGAAGAUGUUUGUUAACUAGACAAUAUUCAAGUAGAGUAUAACUCACUAAUGUUUGUGCUUAUCAUGAAACUUUGUCCUUCAUUUUUCUGGAUGAUUAUAUUAUAAAGUUGCAUUGUAAUGUGACGAGCUAAUCAUGCGUUUUUGGUUUGCUGAUUUUCUUGUAAGGUUCUGGAUCAGUAUUAUCCAGAAGUCAUUAAAUCAAGUCCAUCAAUUGGACGUCAUGGGAAGGCUCUGCGACGCCAGCUGAUGAGAAGAGCAAUAGAAUCUCAAUUUGGUGCAGAAAGUACCUUAUACUCUUUUCAAUUGAAGGAUGAAAAUAAUACAGUCAACAAAUCCAUUGAUAUGCAAUCUGAUGAAAUUAAAGUAACUGAAGAACAUUAUGACAGGAGAACACUAAAAGAGAGUAGAAGUACAAACUCAAAAGCAUUUUCAGAGCAGCCCUGUCAUUCUGAAGUAUAUGAAGAAGCUCGAUAUUCUACAUGCUCUGACAGAUAUGUACUCUUUGAAGAAUUCAGCAAGUCUGGACUAAAGCAUCUUGGGUUGGAAAGUCCACAGGACUUCAACUUGAUUGAACUAUGGAUGAGAGCUAAACCUUUCUUUGAAUUCAUAGGUCCAUACUGGUCUCUACGCGCUUCCUUGGGGCCACUGAUUGAAACUUAUAUUUUACUAGAUAGAUUGUUGUUUCUUCAAGAGCAUGGUAAUUUUGCAGAAGUACAGUUGGUUCCAUUAUUUGAUCCGACCCUGUCACCGAGAAAUGUAGCAAUCGUGGCACGAAAAAUUGAUGCAAAUAUAGCCAAUACAUAAAGUGGUAGUUGUUCUAUUUUUUAUCCUCUGUGUAUACCUUUGAUCUAACUGUUUAGUGCUAAGCUGUGACAGUGUUCUUUGGGUUCAAUAAAUUCAUAUUUUUCCCAUAAAGUGACUUGAAUCCUUGAAAAGUGCUUGCUUUUCCUUUAUGUAAGUAUAAUGCCCUUUCAAUGACUUUUCAGAACA